Molecule: messenger RNA, 2367 nt
Organism: Fusarium graminearum PH-1
Lineage: Eukaryota; Fungi; Ascomycota; Sordariomycetes; Hypocreales; Nectriaceae
Exons: 10
Coding region: 1-2367 (788 amino acids)
Biological process (GO): positive regulation of transcription from RNA polymerase II promoter by galactose
Cellular component (GO): nucleus
Molecular function (GO): RNA polymerase II cis-regulatory region sequence-specific DNA binding; DNA-binding transcription factor activity, RNA polymerase II-specific; zinc ion binding
Source: RefSeq, a predicted model, not a curated record
AUGACACCUGAAGAAGAAUCCCAAUCGGAGUCGUGUAAUGGAGCACGGCCAAGAUGCGACACAUGUGAGAAGCUAGGCUUCGAAUGUCUCUAUGAGCAGCAAGAAACGUCGGCCAAUCUUCUCGUCCCAAAAGAUCUGUUCGCCGCCCUUGAAGCAAAGGUUAAUCUUUUAGAAGCCAAUGUUCAAAAACAUGAUGGAAGACUACUUGUGGUUGAGGAGUCCAUUUCCAAGAUUGGAAAUGGCCCUAUUGCACAUCACCCAAAGUCGGGCGACGUGGUUGUGAAUAUUGACAGGAUGGACGAAUCUUGUACAGAUCAAAACAACACUGAUGGCAUGGCCGUCUCAUUCGUCGACGAGCAGGACUGUGGAUUCUUUGGGCCGUCGUCCAACAUCGCAUUAAUGAGGCACAUCCGAAAGGUCAUAGACCUCAACAGGCCACAGACUGGUCAACCCUCAUCUCUAACCCCCGCUUCAGAAUUUAGUGUCUAUGAGGGUGGCCUGGCAAGUGGCUUUAGGACUGACGUUCGUCGGACCUGGCUGGGCUUACUAAACAUGAUACUUGCUAUGGCUACUUGUACAUCGUGCUGGGAAGAUUCUGGAAGUGAGAAACAUUUCGAGGAAUCCGACAUAUUCUACCGUCGAGCUCAAGAGCUUUGCCAAACACAAAUGUUCCGAGGUACCACUCUCGAGAUAGGGGUGGAAGCUGACAAUACCUUACAGAAGCCUCAAAUUAUGGGCAAGAUCAUUGUAUCUCUUUACGGAAGCAACCUCGGGUGUGAUGACCACGCGUCAGAUACUUCAACCAUGACAUAUAUCAUUCAGUUUGAACAAGAACUCACAGACUGGCAGAACAGCUUGCCCCAUCGUCUGAGUCUACAUAGCGCAAAUGAAGUUGCACAAGCAGAUAUGCACGAUUCGAUAAUUGAACGCUUUCGAAUCAUCCUGACGCUCAGACAUCUCAACGUUCAGCUUCUCCUUCACCGCCCAAUGUUUAUCCGAUCGUUGGGUGCCUUACACAAGGAUCCUAAAAUGCCGCACCGAAAUGCUGGGUCAGUUAAUAGCAUGCAAGCCAGUUUCGACAGGGUGUUUGUACAGGCGGCAGAGAGUACGAUUGAUAUCAUAUACUCGGUACUUACAAGACCUGAUCAUGGUCGUCAUUUGAUCGGCGCUUGGUGGUUUACACUCUAUUAUGCUAACCAGGAUAGUGAAUGCUUGGGUGGGAAGGCCCUGCACUCAAUCUUGGCGAUGAGCUUGAGCUGGGACAUUUCUUUGCCAGCGAUUCACAGAGGUGGUUUGAGCGAGCUCAGUGAAACAAUCAGAACAGGUUUAACUCUAUUCAGAACUGAUACACCUUCUUUAUCCUACUUAUCUUUACUCUCAAUCAUGUCUCAAGAAAUAACACCAGGAGGCUAUCAUUGGAUCUCAAAUGCCAUUGAGAGCCUUGAUCCUGAAAAAGACUAUGAGCUCAUGUGGCGUCUCAUGUCUUGCUAUCGAUCGUCUGACUUUAUGAACAACAUGAUCUACGCCCUUACAUUCCCCAACUUUAUCAUUACAACCCACGGAGCCCAAACUGUUUGGCGUUCAGAUGGCGGCAAAGUCAUCAAGCGAGGUACCCAACGCGUUGAAGAUACGGAAAACUACAACAUGACAUGGUGGCAUUACGGCCCCAGCGAUAAGCGAUGUCGUGAAGCCGUCGAGCACAUCAACAAUCUACAUGCUUCUCUCGCCCGACGAUAUCCAGGAAACUUCUCGUACAAUGAAGACUUUCUAUACGUCACAACAUUCAGUGCCAUUCUUAUGCAUCGUCUUCGGCUUCGACUGGGUCUAUCUGGUUUCACAGACAAAGAAAAGAUCGCCGCUCAUCACUUUUGGCGUGACAUGACUCCUCUCUUUAUCAAAGAGGAUGGCAGCUCUGUUCACGGUUACCCUGAUGACUUUGAAGGCUGUCUGAACUUUUGCAAAACCUAUGAGAACACCCCACGCGAGUUUGAUCCAAGAAUGCAGCAUAUCGGACUUGCCAUCAUGAAUCAAUUUGCGUUCCGUUACUUCCCUCCUGGACUCCGCUGGCUGGCGAUCGCCACAGUCAAAUCCCUGACGCUUGAGACAACACUUGCAGCGAUGCGGAUCGAACCAGUGCAUCCAGUUCUAAAAUAUAUUAUUGUCUUUGUGGUCGGGACAUUGAUGAGUUUGGCUGAGACGUUUCUGCCUGAUCCUAGGGAAUCGUUUUGGAAGAAGAUUGAGACCUUGGAUGUCGAAAAAGCCAAAGCACGGAAAGCAGAUAUCAAGGAAAGUGACGAGGCAUAUUGCAAGUAUAUCCGAGAUAAAUGGAGUGCUCCAGGGUGCCCAUUUCAGAUGAAGGCUGAGUGA